AUGAUGUAACUGGCAGGGUUGGUAAAUCUGAACUCCCUGUGGAAAUGUGAGUGACUUCCGAGUCCUGUGCAGGAACGAGAGAACCAGGAGAGCAGCCGUGGGCUGAGAUCCGAGUUCCAGCUGGCAGCGACCUCCACCUGGCACUAGGGAAGACGGCUCUGGCUGCUGCAGAGGCUUCCAGGAGAGCCCGGGACGGAAGCGGAGAAGGAGGGCUUCCUCGUGGCAGAGCCGGUGAUCCGGACCGUCUCAAAGCCGGGGCAAAGACCAGCUCCGACGCCACCAAGUUACCCCGGGCUAGAGUCCUAGCCAGAAACCCGGGUCACGUUUCUAUGCCCCGGGGAACAAGCCAAUCACGUCUCUAGGCGCACCAAUCGGCGCACGCUUACGGCGGAAACGAGCCGCCCUGGCCAGUGACAGAGGCCGUACGGCGGAAGCGCAGAGAUGCUCUCCUGGGAAGAUGGCAGCCUCGGUCUGGCCAAAGUUGAUUGGCAGGUUCUGUGACCAGAAGCUGUAGACUCCAGGCCCUGUCCCCUGAGCUCUGCCCUCGGAUGUCCCACCGUCCAGAGCCUGCAUGCGCCGUGGGGCGCUCCAGGACCAGGAGCUGGUGGGUCCGGGGGCUCCUGGGCGGGGGUCCCGGGGCGCCCCUUCUCCCUCGGGACCUGUUGUCCCGGUCCUCGUCUUUCCCCCGGAUCUAGUAUUCAGGGCGGACCAGCGGAGCGGACCCCGGCAGCUGCUGACCCUCUAUAACCCCACGGGAGCUGCGCUUCGCUUCCGAGUCCUGUGCACAGCACCUGCCAAAUACACAGUGUUUGACGCAGAAGGAUAUGUGAAGCCUCAGUCCUGCAUUGACAUUGUGAUUCGCCAUGUGGCCCCCAUUCCCAGCCACUAUGACGUCCAGGACCGCUUCCGCAUUGAGCUGUCUGAGGAGGGAGCUGAGGGCCGAGUGGUGGGGCGCAAGGACAUCACCUCGGUCCUGAGAGCCCCAGCCUACCCCCUUGAGCUUCAGGCACAGCCCGACCCAACACCCCACACAGGGCCUCCUUCCUGGACAGCACCACCCACGGCCAGACACUUUCCGGAGAACCCCCGCCCACAACUGGCCACCAGCUCCUUCCUCCUGUUUGUGCUGACGGGCAUCGUCUCUGUGGCCUUCCUGCUGCUCCCGCUCCAGGACGAACUCGGCAGCCAGCUGCCCCAAAUCCUGCAUGUCUCCCUGGGACAAAAGUUGGUGGCAGCCUAUGUCUUGGGCCUCCUCACCAUGGUGUUCCUCCGCACCUGAGCUCGCUGCUCAACGUCCACCCCCUUCCCUGGUCAGGGACCGGACUUGCAACACCGUGCCCUCAUCCCUUGCUCAAUUCCUGCUCCCUUCUUCCUCCUUCCUGGCCACUCCCCCCACCCCACCCCCCUACCAGAAAUACCCAGGGAUUUGUAUUCAUUUUCCAAGUUGAAUAAAAUUAAUUUUUAAAGUUAAA
This is a messenger RNA of Equus caballus (horse), 1472 nucleotides long. RefSeq names its product motile sperm domain containing 3 (gene MOSPD3). Gene Ontology annotation, cellular component: cytoplasm. The record is from RefSeq and is a predicted model, not a curated record. NCBI's taxonomy places the organism in Eukaryota, Metazoa, Chordata, Mammalia, Perissodactyla, Equidae.